GUAUAGUCAUCUCCUUUCAUCUCUCUGUAGAAAGAAAGAGACUCAGUAUACACUUACGUUCUUGUCAAUUUGCUUCCUCCAGCUUCGCUUUUCCUUUGAAUAUCUUCAGCUGUAUGUAUAGAUUACAGCUUGCAACUAUAUGAUUCACAUACACACAAGUUAUGUACAUAUAGGUAGCAGAGGGGGAGAAGCCGAGAAUAAUCUGUAAAAGGGAAAGCGGUGGCCGUAGUGACUAGAGAAAUGCCGGCUCAGAAGCGGUAUUCGUCGAAUUAUCAUGAAGAAGACGAGGAUGAUAGCUUCUCCCAGACUCAACACCGUCGCAAUCAACGCCGCGGCGGAAAGCAAUCUCGACGUCGCGGUGGUGGCGCCGAGCGAAUCCAGCAAGCUCCGGAAGAAGAGCAAGUGCAGCAACAAAUCCAGGAAGGAGCUGAAGAGCAGGAACGACUACAGCUAGAGGAGCAGAUGCCGAAUCAUGAUCAUGAAUCGAUCAGACAAUCUUCUGAGGAAGAUUCUGAUGAGAGUGGAACUGAUCCUGAAGACUUUGACGAGCUGAUUUCUGUGUCACGAUCUGCAAUUCGUAGUAACGUUCAAUGUCCAAUAUGCCUAGGUAUCAUCAAGAGAACCCGGGUUGUGAUGGGAUGCCAACACCGUUUCUGCAGGGAGUGCAUUGACAAGUCAAUGAGAUUGGGGAACAAUGAAUGCCCUGCUUGUCGCAUACACUGUGCUAGUCGGCGUUCUCUGAGAGACGAUCCAGGAUUUGAUGCACUAAUCAAGGCAAUAUAUCCAGAUGUUGAGAAGUAUGAAGAGGAGGAACUAGUGUUUCAUGAAGAUGAGAUGGCACUUAAUCAGCAGAUCCAAGCAUCUAUUGCUCAAGUUUGUCAGCGCCAAUCUGAAGCAUUAAACAAAAGGCGGAAAUUGAAUAAAGAGCCGAUUACAACAUCCAUAACAUCCACACCUAAAGGAUCUCGUAAAUAUCAGAAUGCUUAUUCAAGACGAAGAAGGAGAAGCAACCAAACCGCUGAACCUCAACACUCUGAUCACCAUGAGAGCGAAGGUGAUCCUGACCAUAAAUCCCCAUCUGACAAACACGGAACACCAGUGAAGCCCACCAGGAGACCAGCAGGAACUCCAUCUGACCAGACUUAUCAUGCAUCAUCCUCGGCCACCAUCAAUCCUGGAGAAGAUGGUUACAUGGAAACUUCAACUGAUAGAAUAGGAGAAAAUCAAGAAGAUGACUCUCCUGUAUUAAAGCCUGAGGCAUUUACCUGGGGAAGAGGUGGCAUGAGGAGUCAUAUCCGACAUGGAAACUCCAGUAGCAGCAGAAAUGUUCAUGCUAACCGGUUAUCCAAGUUAACUAACUCUCCUAAGACCGGACAUAUAAACAGUGAUUGUCAGCAAGAUAGCCACGUCCAGCUUGUUCCUAUAAAUGUAGAAGAUACACCGGGUUUGGAUAAGCCCUCCCUUUGCCGUGAUUCAAAGUUGUCAAUUAAUGACAUCAGAGAACAUAGUCAUAUUGCUGGUGAGGUAAAAGUACUAGGAGAAGAAUAUAUUGAAACAAUUCCAUUGGAAGAGAAAGGCACCGAAUGUAGGGCCAUGCUGAACCCUUCAAACUCGAAGAGUGAGCUGCAAAGUAUGCAAGGCAAAGAAAGUUUGGCUGUGAUUAGCUCCAAUUACUUCCAUUCUACUAAGGAUCUGGCGCUAGGAUACAUGCAAAACAAGACCAACAUGUGCGCCUUGGAUUAGGAGUAUUUCACUACCUAAAGACCAUAACAGAUGGUUGGAACAACACUGAAUACAUUGGUGUUUUUGCUUUUCUUUAUCUUAAUUAUUCUAUAUAUAAUAUUAUAUAUAUUUGAAAUAUUUCUUCGAGUUUUUUCCCCCACGCCACUAGCUAUAUGUUUGGUGUUUUGGUCCAAGAGGCUAAGUAUGUAUAUUUAUAGAUGGUUUAUUUAUGAAGGGAAUAUUUAAAUGAUGCGAUCGGUGACAGAAGCACUGUGAUUGGGAAUUUGGGACGCCCUUUAUGUGGGCAAUAAUGGUGAUACUCUUAAGAAUUUAUGACAGCAAUAAGACAUUGAGAGCAGCAGGAUUUUGUACAUCGUGAUUACCGGUCAACGUAAACGCCCAAAUAAAUGCAACUGAUGAGGAAUCUGUGCAUGAUGAAGAGGAAGGACUGUUUACUUAGGGUAUGUUUGGGAGUUUGGAGAGAAGGGAAGGGGAAGACUUUGAAGGUACGUUGUUGGAGGGGAAAGGGAGAGAAGGGUGAGGAAGUCCUUCUUUGUAUUUUGGAGUAAUAAAAUUGGAAGAAGAGGGUUUUGGGAGGAAUUAUAAUUAAAAUCACUUUGAAAUAUGACAAAUUCAAAUCAUUGAGCUGAUAUCAUUUUUAAUUUUGCUUAAAUUAUCAUUUUGUUAAUUAUCCUCCAAAAUCCUCCAAAUUAGGGGAACUUAAAAAUUAAGCAUUUGGAGGGUUUUGAAGGUUACAAAAGCCCUCCAAAAUCACCCCUCCAAUUUUUAAAACUCCCAAACAUGAAAAGGAAGAUCAUAAACCCCCAUUAACCUUCCCCUCCCCUCCAAAACCCAACUCCCAAACACACUCUUAAUGGAUUUCAUGAAAACAACAAUUUAUUAUUUCCGCUGUUGAGUUAUUUUACUUAAAGUACGAUUUAUUCAUUCUGUAAAGGUAAAAGGCACAAAUUUAAAAUCAAGGUUAUUUACAAAAC
Molecule: messenger RNA, 2717 nt
Organism: Cuscuta europaea
Lineage: Eukaryota; Viridiplantae; Streptophyta; Magnoliopsida; Solanales; Convolvulaceae
Source: the annotation of a GenBank genome assembly